Molecule: messenger RNA, 570 nt
Organism: Nematocida homosporus
Lineage: Eukaryota; Fungi; Microsporidia
Product: Ras-like protein gene family, member A
Exons: 1
Coding region: 1-570 (189 amino acids)
Biological process (GO): small GTPase-mediated signal transduction
Molecular function (GO): GTPase activity; GTP binding
Source: RefSeq, a predicted model, not a curated record
AUGGAUGGUACUAUGGCAACUAAGAAGAUUGUAGUGAUUGGAGAUGGUAAUUGUGGUAAAACAUGUUUACUGAUUAAGUAUGUUUCGGGCCAGUUUGAGGAGAACUAUAUUCCUACUGUUUUUGACCAGAAAGAAGUGACUUAUCGUGAUGACGUCACUGGGCAGGAGAUUUUAUUGAGUCUUUGGGAUACGGCGGGACAGGAAGAUUAUGAUCGGGUGCGUGUUUUAUCGUAUGUAGAUACGGAUUUGUUAUUGGUAUGCUUUGCUUUGAACUCAGUGCGAUCUUUGGAGAGUAUUGGAGAGCGAUGGAAUGAGGAGAUUGAGCAUUUCUGUAAGCGGACACCGCGGAUCUUGGUAGGGAUGAAGGCUGAUUUGCGCAAGAAAUCCGAUGCCAAUUUGAUUACGCAGGAGAAAGCUAUUGAGAUGGCCAAGUACAUAUCGGCCCGGUCUUAUAUAGAGUGUUCUUCAUUUACGGGUCAGAAUGUAGAGGAGGUCUUUCAUCAGGCCGUGGAUGUAUUGAUGAACCGGAAAAGGAAGAAGGCUAAGAGUAAUGGGUGUCGAACUGCCUGA